Messenger RNA from Brassica napus (rape), 1113 nucleotides. Its product is annotated as delta-9 desaturase-like 1 protein. The transcript has 5 exons. Gene Ontology annotation, cellular component: endoplasmic reticulum membrane. The coding region runs from base 55 to 957 and encodes 300 amino acids. The record is from RefSeq and is a predicted model, not a curated record. Gene Ontology annotation, molecular function: oxidoreductase activity, acting on paired donors, with oxidation of a pair of donors resulting in the reduction of molecular oxygen to two molecules of water. Lineage: Eukaryota; Viridiplantae; Streptophyta; Magnoliopsida; Brassicales; Brassicaceae. Gene Ontology annotation, biological process: lipid metabolic process.
UUUGCUAAAUCAUAUAACUAAUACUAUCUCAAAACACAAACCCAUUAGUUCUUAAUGGGUGACGCAACCAAGGAGGAUGUCUCUGGCUCUAGCCGAAAAGUUGUGGGAAAGAAAAGAAGAGCGUAUUUCUUUAGGAAAUGGACAAAAAUCGAUGUAAUGAGAGCCUCCUCUGUUGGGACCGUGCAUUUCUUGUGUCUCUUGGCUCCUUUUUACUUCAAAUGGGAAGCUCUCCUAUUCGGUGUUAUUCUCGCUUUUCUGACUUCCCUCUGCAUUACGUUCUCGUACCAUAGAAACUUGGCUCAUCGGAGCUUUAAGCUACCUAAAUGGCUUGAAUAUUCAUUUGCUUAUUUUGCCCUUUUCGCGCUUCAGGGUCAUCCAAUAGAUUGGGUGAGCACACAUAGGUUCCAUCAUCAGUUCACAGAUUCGGACCGUGACCCACAUAGCCCUAUGGAAGGAUUCUGGUUCAGUCAUGUCUUCUGGAUAUUCGACACCAAUUACAUCAGAGAAAAGUGUGGAGGACGUGACAACGUGAUGGACUUGAAGCAGCAAUGGUUCUAUAGGUUUCUACGAAACACCGUUGGUCUCCACAUCAUGACGUUUUGGACCCUCGUCUACUUGUGGGGUGGUCUACCUUACCUAACUUGCGGAAUUGGUGCUGGAGGAGCGAUCGGUUACAACGGGACAUGGCUCAUCAACUCAGCUUGCCAUAUCUGGGGCUCACGAGCAUGGAACACCAAGGACACAUCUCGUAACAUUUGGUGGCUGGGACCAUUCACGAUGGGAGAAAGCUGGCACAACAACCACCAUGCCUUUGAAGCCUCAGCUAGGCAUGGACUUGAAUGGUAUCAGGUAGACUUGACUUGGUACCUCAUUUCAUUAUUCCAGGCUCUCGGUUUAGCCACUGACGUCAAAUUGCCAUCAGAAGCUCAGAAACGCAAGUUGGCUUUCCCUCGUUAAUCUCAUCUCUGAUUCUAUCUAUUUCGCUUUCAACUUUGUGUGUUCUUGAUGAUAUGUACUCUGUGACUUUAUUUAUGUAAAACUGUGUUGGUAACAAUCAGUUCUCAUGAACAUGUAAAACUUGUCUGAUUCAAACAACUUAACUUUUUAAGUACA